This is a messenger RNA of Gamsiella multidivaricata, 1377 nucleotides long. Its product is annotated as quinon protein alcohol dehydrogenase-like superfamily. Gene Ontology annotation, molecular function: anaphase-promoting complex binding; ubiquitin ligase activator activity; protein binding. Gene Ontology annotation, cellular component: anaphase-promoting complex. Gene Ontology annotation, biological process: positive regulation of ubiquitin protein ligase activity; anaphase-promoting complex-dependent catabolic process; positive regulation of anaphase-promoting complex-dependent catabolic process. Lineage: Eukaryota; Fungi; Mortierellomycota; Mortierellomycetes; Mortierellales; Mortierellaceae. The record is from RefSeq and is a predicted model, not a curated record. The transcript has 2 exons. The coding region runs from base 1 to 1377 and encodes 458 amino acids.
AUGAGCAGCGCACAGGCGAAGUUGGAGCUCGUCCGUCACCCUUCGUUCUCGGGCGGAUCAGAACUCACAGAUGAGGCCAGCGUUGCAUACAGUCAACAGAUCGCCGAAGCCUGCGGGAUCAACCUCGACAGCCGUAUGCUUGCAUUUUCGGCCGAACCGCCCUCAAUGGACGGCAGCAACGGGCGGGAUGCGUCCUCGGCAGUGCGGAAGAUCUACAGUCGCCACCCGAGUUUUACGCGGUCGAAUUCGAAUCUGCUGUUGAAGAAGCGGACGAUCUUGUCAAGCCCCGAGAAGGUGCUGGAUGCGCCUGGGUUGAGGGACGAUUAUUAUCUGAAUUUGUUGGAUUGGUCGUGUUCGAAUAUUGUGGCGAUCGGUUUAGAUAAGUCAGUCUUUAUCUGGGAUGCGGAGUCCGGACAUGCGGAGUCGUUGUUGACGCUGACGGGAGGGACAGAUGCGAUCGCAUCGGUAUCAUGGGCGUAUGAUGGACUGUAUCUGGCGGUGGGAACGUUUGAUGGAGAUACACAGAUCUGGGAUAUUGAGACAAAAACGAAGGUGCGGUCGAUGACGGGCCAUGUGGCGAGAGUUGGAGUCCUGGCUUGGGACAAACAUAUUUUAAGCUCUGGGUGUAGGGACGGAUCGAUUUGGAACCAUGAUGUGAGGAUUCAGAACCACAAAGUCGCGGAGCUGAUCAACCAUACGAACGAGGUCUGUGGACUUGUUUGGAGGGCUGAUGGACAGCAGCUGGCGAGUGGAGGGAAUGAUAACUUGGUAAAUAUUUGGGAUGCCCGGACGACAGCGCCGAGGUACACCAAGUCGAACCAUACCGCUGCCGUCAAGGCACUGGCUUGGUGUCCGUGGCAGAAUAACUUACUGGCGUCUGGAGGAGGCACGUACGAUAAACAGAUCCAUUUUUGGAACACCUCGACUGGUGCACGAGUGAGCACGGUCAACACGGGCUCGCAGGUGACUUCAAUCGUAUGGUCGACCGAGUACAGGGAAUUCAUGUCGUCGCAUGGGUAUCCCGACAACAAUCUGUCCGUGUACGGGUACCCGUCAAUGAACAAGGUGAUUGAUAUCCCUGCGCAUGACUCGAGAAUCCUGCACACGGCGAUUUCACCGGACGGACAGACGGUGGCGACGGUUGCGAGCGAUGAGAAUUUGAAAUUCUGGAAGCUGUUUGAGAGGCAGACUAAGAAAGAUGUGAAGGCAAAACGGAAUGCGACGUUGACGAGGGCAGGUUCUUUUGGUGGGACGCUGGGAGAUGACGAAGACGAUGAUCGGAGGGGCGGGGCUGGUGGAAGUGGAAUUGGAGGGGUCGGAGGAAGUGGGACCACGAUUAAGGGAAAGAGUAUCUCGUCAAUGACUCGGAUCCGAUGA